This is a messenger RNA of Ostreobium quekettii, 885 nucleotides long. Lineage: Eukaryota; Viridiplantae; Chlorophyta; Ulvophyceae; Bryopsidales; Ostreobiaceae. The record is from the annotation of a GenBank genome assembly.
AUGGCCGGCAGCCGAUCGGUGGGCGCGAUCAAUAGUCAACUCGGCCGAUGCGGGAGGUGGGCGCCGGCGCCCGCGGCGGGCCUCCGUCGCCCAUCAGAAGGCUCGAAGGGAUGGGGAAUCUCCAGGGCGGGCCGCCGGGAGGUGAUCUGCAGGGCGGGAAGUCGCAACGGGGCUCGCGCGACCGAGGAGGCGGAGUCACGGGACGCACUGAGGGACCCGGCGCACGUCUACGCCACCAAGUCGAUGGAGGUGGCGGUUCGGGAUCCAGGAGGGGAAGCUGGGCUGGAUGCCUACAUGCGGCUGCCAGUCACAAAGUACAAUGUGCUUGACUCCAAGCUAAUCCAGUUCCUUGGUGGCAACAGGUUCCGUCUCCAAGUACCCAAGAUCAAUCUACUCAAUGUGUGGAUCGAGCCUCUGGCGAUAGUGACCGUUGACCACUUGUCCAAUCCACCCCGUGUGGUCAUGAAGACCGAGAGCUGCUGGAUGGAGGGGUCUGACGUGCUGGAUGCCCUGAACCUGAACAAGCGCUUCUGCCUGGACUUUGAGGCGACCCUCACCUGGCAGGCAAGGAGUCCUGCGCCCACCGCUGGGUCAUCACCCAGCCAACACCGAGUCAACAGCACUGGGAGGUCCCUGGGAGGCUCGGUGAGGCCCAAGAUUCGUGGGGACACACGUCUGGAUGUUUGGUGCGAGGUUGUGCCACCUUUCACUCUGAUGCCACGACCAAUCAUGGAGGCCAGCUGCAACACAGGCCUCGAUGCACUUAUGCAGAUGCUACUGCCCAUGUUUAUGUCCAAGCUGAGCGGGGACUACAGAGAGUGGGCUGCCGAUGCAGCAUACAGACGACACAGAUCCACGGUCGCCUUGAAGCCAGUCAAGUUGUAG